AAUACCGGAAGUAAAAGCUCCAGUGUUUUUCCCCCGUCUCUCUCACAGCGCGUUAUAUUCUCGAGCGCGUCGCGAGGACAUGGAAGAUGGCGAGCGCGGAGACAGCGGCAGAGCACGAGCGGAUCCUGCGCGAGAUUGAGAGCACAGACACUAACUGUAUCGGGCCCACACUCCGGUCUGUUUACGAUGGGCAGGAGCAUGGACUCUUCAUGGAGAAACUGGAGGGGCGGAUCCGUAACCACGACCGCGAAAUUGAGAAGAUGUGCAACCAUCACUUCCAGGGCUUUGUGGACUCCAUUACUGAACUGCUCAAAGUGCGUGGAGAAGCCCAGAAACUCAAGGGUCAGGUGACUGAGACCAAUCAGAAGCUCCAAAGCAAUGGCAAAGAGCUCCUGACGACAAUGGAUGAACUGAGACAAUGCCGUCUGCAACAGAGAAAUAUUGCCACCACCAUUGACAAACUCACACACUGCUUACCAGUGUUGGAGAUGUACAGCAAACUACAAGAACAGAUGAGAUCCAAAAGAUACUACCCGGCCCUACGAACCUUGGAGCAGCUGGAGGAGAGCUGUUUGCCUCAAGCGGGAUCGUAUCGAUUCUGCAGCAUCAUGGCAGAGAACAUAUCACGUCUGCGCACACACAUCAGAGACGUCUCCAUGUCUGACCUCAAAGACUUCCUGGAGAGCAUCCGCAAGCAUUCGGAUAAGAUCGGAGAGACUGCCAUGAAACAGGCGCAGGUGCAGAUCGCACGUGACAACGCAGUGACAUCACAGCAGCACUCAGCGGGUGGACGGAGAAUACGAAACGAAGCGUGUCUGGACAGAACUGGCAGCAACCCCUUCACAGAACAGGAUUCUGGGAUACUAGAUGUGGAGGAUGAAGAGGCGGAUGAGGUUUCAGGUGCACAGGAUUUGGUGGAUUUCUCACCUGUGUAUCGCUGUUUACACAUCUACAGUGUAUUGGGUGCCAGGGACACGUUUGAAAACUACUACAGGAAGCAGAGACGGAAACAGGCCCGACUAGUACUGCAGCCCCACUCGAACAUGCAUGAAACAUUAGAGGGGUACAGGCGCUACUUCAAUCAAAUUGUCGGUUUCUUUGUAGUGGAGGACCAUAUUUUGCACACCACACAGGGUCUGGUUAACAGGGCUUACGUGGAGGAAUUGUGGGAGCUGGCCCUGUCCAAGACCAUUGCAGCCUUGCGCACCCAUUCAUCCUAUUGUACUGACCCAGACCUGAUUCUGGAUUUGAAGAACCUCAUAGUGCUUUUUGCAGACACGCUGCAGGGUUAUGGUUUCCCAGUAAACCAGUUGUUUGACAUGUUGCUGGAGAUGAGAGAUCAGUAUGGGGAGAUCCUGCUAAAGAAGUGGAAUCAGUCUUUUAGGCAAAUCUUGGAUCAAGACAACUAUAGCCCCAUACCUGUGGCGACCCCAGAGGAGUACCAGCGAAUCACAGGCCAAUUCCCCUUCCAGGAUCCCGAACUUGACAACAUGCCUUUGCCGAAGAAGCUGCCAUUUUCUGAAUUUGUGCCUAAAGUAUAUUCACAGCUCAAAGAAUUCAUCUAUGCCUGCUUGAAAUACUCAGAGGACUUGCACCUUAGCUCGACAGAAAUUGAUGACAUGAUCCGUAAAUCUACAAACCUGCUGCUCACACGAACCCUCAGUCACUGUCUACAGUAUGCCACAAAGAAGAAGAACGUAGGACUGGCGGAGUUGGUUCAGAUCAUCAUCAACACCACUCACCUGGAGCAGUCCUGUCACUACCUAGAGGAGUUCAUCUCCAACAUAACAAACGUGCCACCUGACACCAUUAAUGCCACCAAACUCUAUGGAACUUCCACCUUCAAGGAUGCAAGGCAUGCCGCUGAAGAAGAGAUCUACACCAACCUGAAUCAAAAGAUUGACCAGUUUCUACAACUGGCGGAUUAUGAUUGGACGGCUGCACAGGGAGGCGGGCAGGCCAGUGACUAUCUGAGUGACCUCAUCGCUUUUCUCUGCAGCACUUUUGCCGUGUUCACACACCUACCUGGUAAUGCUAUAGAGCACGCCACGCUACCGGGCAAAGUGGCUCAGACUGCAUGCAUGUCUGCCUGUAAACAUCUGUCCACCUCCCUGCUACAGCUGCUGUUGGAGUCUGAUGUCAGGCAGGUGUCUAUGGGAGCCUUGCAACAGUUUAAUGUGGAUGUCAAAGAGUGCGAGAGGUUUGCCAGGGCCGGCCCGGUGCCUGGCUUCCAGGGGGACACUCUGCUGCUCGCCUUCAUCGACUUGAGACAAUUACUGGAUCUCUUCACUCAGUGGGACUGGUCCACGUAUCUGGCUGACUACGGCAGACCCACCUGCAAGUACCUGAGAGUGAAUCCGCACACGGCACUGGCCCUCCUGGAGAAGAUGAAGGACACCAGUCGUAAGAACAACAUGUUUGCACAGUUCCGUAAAAACGAGCGGGACAAGCAGAAGCUUAUAGACACUGUCGUCAAACAGCUGAGAAAUCUCAUCGCCAGCAACCAGGCUUGAAAAGGCCAAUGCACCUGCAGACAAUCCCACAGCCCGAUGAGCUACCACUACCAGAACACAUGGACAUGCAUACAAUAAAAAUGACUUGUCCCUUAUGAUGCAAGCAUGCACCUCCCGAAGGUGCAGUCAAGUCUGCCAACCUGUGCCUGUGUGGUAUGGUGUCUGUUUCCAGCUUGAAGUCUUCCUCUAUGACUACAUAGAUUAAAUAUAUUUGUCUCUGUAGAACAGGCAUGUGGUUGCCUUUAAUAGGACUUUUAUUUUGUCCCAAAUUUCCUCCGCAGUAGAAACGUAUUGUCUUUUUAUUUAAUUUGACAGCUACCGUUACUCUAUGUGGUGAAUAUUGGAUUCCAUAAAUCACUAACAACAGUUGCUUUUAUAGUCACUCACAGAUCAAAUGUAAUAAUAUCUGUGAGAAUAUAAAUCAGUAUUCUCACAAAUGGGUCAAGUAGGCGUGUUGAUCAACAUCAGGCUUCUCAACACCAGUGAGUCUAGUUUGUGUUAGUGCUCGAAGUAAUUGAAUACUAGACCAAUGCAACCACUCUUGUUUAGCUCUAGUCUGUUACAUCCAAGAUGUAUUAAUCCCUGGAUACAUGUGCCGCUUGCAGACUAUCAGUUGAGUGGCAGUUUUGGAGGUAUGGUUAGUUUACAUGGAUUUAGAUGUUUUCUGAUUGGAUUUCUAAUAAUCAGAAGAGAGGCCUACAGUAUGUAUCUCAUAAUCAGUAUAUUUAAAUAUGUUAAACACCAUUCAGUGCAAGAACUGACUGAUGCUGGCUCAGGUGGGGUACUGUAAUGUUACUGCUACCUGCCUUUAAAAUGAUACUGAUAAACAAAAUAAAAACACAAGCGAGUUUGUUUGUGUUCAACAUAUAAGUGCUUUUACUAUUUAAACAGUGUCUUCCCAUACCAUUGAUGUUUUUUCUGCCUGGAAUAUGGGUGCAAUAUGUUAAACGUAUUUCUUUUCAAAUGAAUCUGAGGGUUUUAGGUGGCAAAGACAGGAGUUUUUUCAUCAUUUUUGUUUUUAUUGGCACAAAAUAUGUGUGUGUCCUUAAAAAAGAUGCAAAAUCAUUAAAAUAAUAAGGGAACUCGUAUUUGUGGACACAACAUGCAUAAUGCAUUUUCUAUAUUUUGUGAGGAUUUUUGCCUGGUUUGUACUCUCACCAAGUGUCUUUUCUUUGUGCGUUCAGCUCUUCCUUUCUGUGCCUUGACUAAUUUCAUGCCAAUAAUUGACUGUGGUGGGUUCCGCACAACACCUGCACUUGGGUAUAUGAAUAAUGGACGGUGUUGGUGUGUUAAGAUUGAAAGCACAAGAACAUGCAGCAUUAGCAGACUGCUGUGAUUGAAGAGAACAAUGUUGAUGUUAUGCUUUUUACGGAGAGAUAAUGUACAUUGUACAGAUUAUACUAAACCACUAAUGAAUAUUACAAUACUAAUAAAUAAUGGCAACAGAUAUAUAAUAAACCAAUGAAAAAUGU
Triplophysa rosa is the source of this 3985-nucleotide messenger RNA. RefSeq names its product exocyst complex component 6B (gene exoc6b). Lineage: Eukaryota; Metazoa; Chordata; Actinopteri; Cypriniformes; Nemacheilidae. Bases 87 to 2513 code for a protein of 808 amino acids. Gene Ontology annotation, cellular component: membrane; exocyst. The transcript has 23 exons. Gene Ontology annotation, biological process: exocytosis; Golgi to plasma membrane transport; intracellular protein transport. The record is from RefSeq and is a predicted model, not a curated record.